UCGUCGUUCCAAUCAAACCAGGAUGAAUCACUUUGUAAGAAGCUUGAUUUGGAUACAUAAAAUGGUGGAGAAACACCAGGAAGUUGAAUAAAUCUCAUAGGAGUUGGGAUGAAGAAGUUAUCCCACUUUCUAAUCAGGUGAUUCCAGUUUCCCAGUUUGGGAAUAGGACAGCUUCUGAUAUGAUCAUGGACCAGUCAAACAAAGAAGAUGAUGGGAGCAUGGAAGAUCCAGCUGAUGGAGGAGCUCUAGCCAUAUCUGAAGGUCCUAUGACUCGAGCCAGAAGCAAGCAACUCAAAGAAGCCAUUGGAGGAUUACUUAAGACAUCACUGAAGCAAGAAGAGAGUCUUGGAAGAAGCUUGAUCAACCAAGACACACUUACCACAAUUCAAGCCAUCUCAGCUACAAGAUAGACAUCAAAUGAGCAAGUAACAUAUGUGUGCUCUUUUUCCCUAUCUUUGGUUUUGUCCCACUGGGUUUUCCAAAGAUAGGUUUUUAAUGAGGCCAUAUGUUGCUUUCCUAUCACUCAUUUGAUGAUCUCAGUUCAAGACUUUAUUUUAAUUAUUUAUCUUUGCUAGACUUGAGAAUUAAGCUGCCAGACUUGAGAAUUAAGCUGCCAGACUUGGAAAUUAAGCUGCCAGACUUGAAAGCCCUUAUAAGGUUUUAUAUGGGUUUUAUAAGGUUUAUUUUUAAGGCCCAUUUAGAGACCAAGGAGCCUGUUCCUUGCUUUCUCUAUAAAUAUGUGUCUGAAAACCCUAAUAGAGUUAUCCAAUCUUUUAUUUUCAGACUCUUGUCUCUCUCUGACGGCUGCAAUUCUUCUUGUAGAUCUGAGUGUUCUUGAGUCUUUGUUAGUGUGUCAUAUCUAACAAAACCACAAGAGUGAUUGUCUUGGUGUGUCAUAUCCAAGGGAUUUACUUAGGAGUAUCAAGGAGACCUCUCACAUCUCUUUGUGUCACCAUUCAAUCCACACACCUUGAAGUAGAUUGAGUCUGUUGAUUCUCUAUUUGCAAGGAUCUAUCCCAUUCCAACCAGAGAAGCAUCCUAGGAGUGUAUUAUGUGGUAUCAGAGCAACUCUGGCUAGGGAAGUUCUCGUUUUCUUUAAGCUUUUACUAGAUCUAUUCAUUUGUUUUCAUAACCAUUGCUAGAUCUGGGUUUGUUGUCUUAUUUCUGUCGAUCUGUUUCACUCUGAGUUCAAUAUUGGUAGAUCUGUUGUUCUGAGCUUUGAAAGUGAUAAAUCUGAGAAUUUUUAUUCUAGAUCUGUACUGAAUCUGUUCAUCUUUUGGUGUUGUUGAGUUAGAUCUAUUGUUUCUAUCAGUUUAUCAUCCGAUCUGUUGAUUAACUUGUGUAAACCUGAUAGAUCUGUUAUUGUUUGUCGAAAAUCUGAGAAAUUUUAUUCUAGAUCUGUGCUGAAUCUGUUUCAUCUCUUGUUUGUUUUCCUUAUUUGAUUUUGAUUUCGAACUCCUUACUGGUUGAGUGUUAUCUUUUGGUUUCAGGUACCAAUGGGUAAUGCAACUGAUGAAGAAGCAGAACUAAUGAGGAAGAACAAGUUGUUGAUGGAAGCCAUGACUAAUCAACUCAAUCAGACUAUGCUUACCAACAUGACCGAGAUGAUGAAAGAAAGUCUGAAAGAGAUCAGAGAAGAGAUCAGACAAGCUACUGGUCAGGGUCACAGUAAUGAAUCUAGGAGGAACAGACGGACUCAACCACAACAGGAGCAUGCUGGUUCACAAGAGACUGACAACUACUAUGACCGCAACCGAUCUGAGCGCAGUAGCUCUUCCUCUAGGGACAGUAGGAGGAGGCAUAGGCGUGGUCAUGAUGGAAGAAGACUUCACAGGGAUGAGCUUGCUGGUUUAAAGCUUAAAAUUCCCCCCUUUCAUGGGAAAGUUGAUCCGGAUGCUUACUUAGAUUGGGAGAAGAAGAUAGAGCUUGUCUUCAAUGUGCAACACUACUCCAAUGCCCAAAGAAUUCAGAUUGCUGCCACUGAGUUCUAUGACUAUGCUUUGAGUUGGUGGGAUCAGUUGGUGACGACUAGAAGACUUAACCAGGAAUAUCCAGUUGACUCAUGGAAUGAGAUGAAGUCUCUUAUGCGCAAGAGGUUUGUGCCAAGCCAUUACCACCGAGAUCUCCAUCAGAAGCUUAGAAGACUUACCCAAGGAUCUAAGACUGUGGAAGAGUACUAUCAAGACAUGGAGAUGCUGAUGUUAAGGGCUGGUAUCUUGGAGGAUAGAGAAACUACUAUGGCCAGGUUCCUUGGAGGGCUUAACCGUGAGAUACAAGACAGUGUGGAGAUGCAACACUAUGUGGAGAUAGAAGAGAUGUUGCACAAAGCUAUUCUAGUGGAGCAGCAGCUCAAGAGGAAGGGUAACUCACGCAGCUAUGGAUCUUCUAGGUUCCACCACUCUAAGGAAGAGAAAACAUCCUAUCUGAAGGAUAGCAAGCCUCAGCAGAAAGAAGAGACUAAGCCAAGCAGCACAUCCAGCAAAGACAAAGGCAAAGCUGAAGCUACUAGUUCCAGAACCAGAGAUGUUAAGUCGUGA
Brassica rapa (field mustard) is the source of this 2537-nucleotide messenger RNA. RefSeq lists its product as uncharacterized. Lineage: Eukaryota; Viridiplantae; Streptophyta; Magnoliopsida; Brassicales; Brassicaceae. The record is from RefSeq and is a predicted model, not a curated record.